AUGAAACGACCAGAUCGUCAAAAGCCUGCUUUAAGAAUGUUGAUGGAACUCUUCAAAUAUGGCAAGUCUGGAUGGGAGUUGGGCCUGGAUGGGCUCGGCAAAAGGACCAGUAAAGACCAAUCCAACUUUCGAAAGAAGCUUAUAAAAGUUUGCAAGUCGACAUUCAAUGGCAGCAAUAACCAUAUGUGGUGCCCUAUUGAACAAUACAUGGUAACGAAAUCCGGCAUGAAAGCUGCGCAUAUAUUCCCCUGGAAGCACGGACGAAACGCUAUGGAUUGCUUAUUCGCAACAAGUAACGAGAUGUUCUCGCCUUUAAACGGUAUAAUGAUGGGUGAGCAAGCUGAAGACCGGUUUGAUCGCGGAUACCUUUGUCUUGUUCCUGCCGUGAAUGACAUCCGCUCUAAACAAAAUGUCAACAAUUGGCUCCAGGGCAGACAAGAAUACAAGAUUAUGACAUUUCAACGGAAAAUAAGCUUGAUGCAAAACAAAAUCUGCAAUGGACCAUUUGCUGGGCGCACUUGGGCAAGUUUGGAUGGCGAACUUGUCAAGUUCAGCUCAGACCACCGGCCUCGGGCACGUUACCUCUACUUUCAUCACCUUUUCUGCUGCCAUCGCGCGGCCUGGGAUGCGAGCAACUUUAUGGAAUUCAAGGGCGACGCUUUAAAGGACCACUUUGGCGCACAGUAUUGGGGUACCGCUGGGACAUAUAUAACCGAAUGCUUCUUGAGAGGGUUCGUACUGGAGAUCGGACACGAGCACGAACACCUGCUAGAUCAUGCUAUCAAAGAUGGUGAUUCUAAACCCGACUAUACGAUGUCAAGCUUGAUGAGGAAUGCAAGUUACAAGGAGGAGGGAGGAGAAUCAGAGACGGACGAGGAGGACGAGGAGGAAGAGGAGGAUGAUGAGGAAGAAUCAGGGACGGAGGGGGAGGAGGAAUGGACGGGAUUCAAUACGUGA
Messenger RNA from Bacidia gigantensis, 957 nucleotides. RefSeq lists its product as uncharacterized. The coding region runs from base 1 to 957 and encodes 318 amino acids. NCBI's taxonomy places the organism in Eukaryota, Fungi, Ascomycota, Lecanoromycetes, Lecanorales, Ramalinaceae. The record is from RefSeq and is a predicted model, not a curated record. The transcript has a single exon.